Molecule: messenger RNA, 1500 nt
Organism: Pteronotus mesoamericanus
Lineage: Eukaryota; Metazoa; Chordata; Mammalia; Chiroptera; Mormoopidae
Gene: GDF5
Product: growth differentiation factor 5
Exons: 2
Coding region: 1-1500 (499 amino acids)
Cellular component (GO): extracellular region
Molecular function (GO): cytokine activity; growth factor activity
Source: RefSeq, a predicted model, not a curated record
AUGAGACUCUCCAAACCCCUCACUUUCUUGCUUUGGCACCUGGCUUGGCUGGACCUGGAAUUUAUCUGCACUGUGUUGGGGGCCCCUGACUUGGGCCAGAGACCCCAGGGGACCAGGCCAGGAUUGGCCAAAGCAGAAGCCAAAGAGAGGCCCCCUCUGGCCCGGAACGUAUUCAGGCCAGGGGGUCACAGCUAUGGUGGGGGAGCCACCAAUGCCAGGGCAAAAGGGGGCACUGGGCAGGCAGGAGGCCUGACACAGCCCAAGAAGGAUGAACCCAAAAAGCUGCCCCCCAGAUCGGGUGGCCCUGAACCCAAGCCAGGACACCCUCCCCAGACAAGGCAGGCUGCAACGCGGACUGUGACCCCCAAAGGACAGCUUCCUGGGGGUAAGGCACCCCCAAAGGCAGGUGCUGUCCCCAGCCCCUUCCUGCUGAAGAAGGCCAGGGAGCCUGGGGCCCCUCGAGAGCCCAAGGAGACGUUCCGCCCGCCCCCCAUCACUCCCCACGAGUACAUGCUCUCGCUGUACAGGACGCUGUCCGAUGCUGACAGAAAGGGAGGAAACAGCAGCGUGAAGUUGGAGGCUGGCCUGGCCAACACCAUCACCAGCUUUAUUGACAAAGGGCAAGAUGACCGAGGUCCUGUGGUCAGGAAGCAGAGGUACGUCUUUGACAUUAGUGCCCUGGAGAAGGAUGGGCUGCUAGGGGCCGAGCUGCGGAUCUUGCGGAAGAAGCCCUCGGACACAGCCAAGCCAGCGGCCCCCAGUAGCGGGCGGGCUGCCCAGCUGAAGCUGUCCAGCUGCCCCAGCGGCCGGCAGCCGGCAGCCUUGCUGGAUGUGCGCUCCGUGCCAGGCCUGGACGGAUCUGGCUGGGAGGUGUUUGACAUCUGGAAGCUCUUCCGAAACUUUAAGAACUCGGCCCAGCUGUGCCUGGAGCUGGAGGCCUGGGAACGGGGCCGGGCUGUGGACCUCCGCGGCCUGGGCUUUGACCGGGCUGCCCGUCAGGUUCAUGAGAAGGCCCUGUUCCUGGUGUUUGGCCGUACCAAGAAGCGGGACCUGUUCUUUAAUGAGAUUAAGGCCCGCUCUGGCCAGGAUGAUAAGACUGUGUAUGAGUACCUGUUCAGCCAGCGGCGAAAACGGAGGGCUCCACUGGCCACACGCCAGGGCAAGCGGCCCAGCAAGAACCCCAAGGCCCGCUGCAGUCGAAAGGCACUGCAUGUCAAUUUCAAGGACAUGGGCUGGGAUGACUGGAUCAUUGCCCCUCUUGAGUACGAGGCCUUCCACUGUGAGGGACUAUGUGAGUUCCCCUUGCGCUCUCACCUGGAGCCGACGAACCACGCAGUCAUCCAGACCCUGAUGAACUCCAUGGACCCGGAGUCCACGCCACCUACCUGCUGUGUGCCCACGCGGCUGAGUCCCAUCAGCAUCCUCUUCAUUGACUCCGCCAACAACGUGGUCUAUAAGCAGUAUGAGGACAUGGUUGUGGAGUCUUGUGGCUGCAGGUAG